Molecule: messenger RNA, 780 nt
Organism: Lindgomyces ingoldianus
Lineage: Eukaryota; Fungi; Ascomycota; Dothideomycetes; Pleosporales; Lindgomycetaceae
Exons: 3
Coding region: 1-780 (259 amino acids)
Source: RefSeq, a predicted model, not a curated record
AUGUCUAUCCAACCAGAGAACACUGUUAUUGUGAGCGCUGGAAACGCGAACCAGCCAUCUGCAGCCCCUGGAAAGAAGGUCCACAUUAGCUUCGCAGAAGCCCGAAAUCAGUGGUGGAGGGACAAACACACUAUUGUGGCCGUCCAGGACGCUGCAGGUGACCAACCUCAUGGGUGGAAGCAUGCACUCUUGGGAUGCUGCUGUCCCUUUAGUCUGUUUUGCGAGGCUUUCUGGUGCCCUUGUGUCGUAUUUGGUAGGACGUCCCAUCGCGUUCAUCACGAAAACAUGGACGGUUAUAAGCCCUGGAACAAUUUAUCUUGCUGGAUAUGCCUCGCCUCCAGUACCUUCUGCUGCUUCGGGAUCCCACAGACAAUCCAAUACGCCCAAGUCCGAAGAGAAUACCACCUCAAAGGCAACGGUCUAAAAGAUUGCUACACAUCCUUCUGUUGUCCCCUCCCCGGCCUCAUCCGAGCAGAGAAAGAAUCUAAGUACUCUGAAGACCAGCACGGUCAACUACCUCCCGAACCCGUAACGCUAGUCCACCAGCAACCUCCCUCCAACGGCGUCGAACUAAUGGACAUGACGCUCAAGGGCCCCUCGACGACCAAUUCACGUCGACCAACGCCAACCGGGACUAAUCCGCCAAGCACCAACAGCGCCUCGUCCGUACAGAACCCACCUACUCCUCCGGCUUCGGUUCCACCCCCAGUUUCACCCCAGGCAAGCACGCUGGACCCCUACGCAUGGCCGCCAAAGAGCCCUCCUCCGCAAACCAUUUGA